AUGGGUGGCGAGCGCGGCACACAGCCUAAGGGCGCUUCUGCUGCGGUCGCGACGUCCAACUAUCCCGCCCAGGCUACCGGCCCCGUCGGCAAGCGGAUAAGCAAGAUCUACAAGGAGCGAAUCACCCAGUUCUACUCCACCGGACAAUGGGAGAAGCAGAACCUCCUGGCCAUGAUGUACGAGGGCAAGGCCUCGGGCGAUCCUCACGUCCGCCUGUGGACCUGGAAAGCCCCUGGCUUGACUCGCCCGACCUUUAAGGAAGCCAUGCAGGGCGAGUACGAGCCAACACAGGUUGGCGCGCCGUUCGGGCCCUCGUGGACAACCCACUGGUUCAGGAUCAAGAUCACGGUGCCCAAAGACCUGCUCGACAAGGAGCAUCUGGAGUUCCAGUGGGACGCCAACAACGAGGGAAUGGUCUGGACCGAGGACGGCAAGCCGCUGCAAGGUCUCACCGGCGGUGGUGAGCGCACCGAGUGGAUCCUGCCCAAGGCAUUCCGCGAUGGCAAGGAGCACACAUUCUACAUCGAGAUGGCCUGCAAUGGCAUGUUCGGCAACGCUAACGGCGACUCGAUCCAGCCUCCCGACCCGAACAAGCAGUUCGUCUUGACCAAGGCUGAGAUCUGCGCUGUCAACAUGGACGCCCGCCAGCUCUGGAUCGACACGUGGAUCAUCGGCGACGCCGCAAGGGAGUUCCCCGAGGACUCCUGGGAGCAGCACAAGGCCCUCAACGUCGCUACAAAGAUCAUUGACAACUACAGACUCGGCGACAAGGAGUCCAUCAAGGAGUGCCGCAAGAUUGCCGAAGAGUACAUUGGCGCCAACGUCAAUUCCUCCAAGGUUUACGACAGCGACACGGUGCCCCAGGUAUUUGGCAUUGGCCAUUGCCAUAUCGACACCUGCUGGCUAUGGCCGUGGGCAGAGACCAAGCGCAAGGUGGCGCGAUCCUGGUCCAACCAGUGUGAUCUGAUGGAGCGCUACCCCGAGCUGAACUUUGCUUGCUCGCAGGCCCAGCAAUACAAGUGGCUCAAGAAGUACUACCCUUACGUGUUCGACCGUGUCAAGACGAAAGUCAAGGAGGGCAAGUUCCACCCUAUUGGCGGUAGCUGGGUUGAGCACGACACCAACAUGCCGAGCGGUGAAUCGCUUGUUCGUCAGUUCCUGUACGGACAACGGUUCUUCCAGAGUCAUUUUGGAGAGCGAUGCAGAACGUUUUGGCUUCCCGACACUUUUGGAUAUUCGAGCCAACUUCCGCAACUCUGCCGCUUGGCUGGCAUGGAUCGCUUCCUCACUCAGAAGCUCAGCUGGAACAACAUCAACAACUUUCCCCAUACCACAUUCAACUGGGUCUCACUGGACGGCAGCCAGGUCAUCUGCCACAUGCCCCCGUCCGAGACGUAUACUGCCGAAGCCCACUUUGGUGAUGUGAACCGCAGUAUAUCUCAGCACAAGUCCAUGGACCAGGACCACACUUCCUUGCUCGUCUUUGGCAAGGGUGAUGGCGGCGGCGGUCCUACUUGGCAACACAUUGAGAAGCUCCGCCGGUGCCGUGGUAUCAGCGAUGAGGUUGGUCGUCUGCCUCGUGUCCACAUGGGCAGCACCGUCGACAAAUUCUUCGAUAAGCUCCAGGAAAAGGGCACGUCGCUGGUCACCUGGUAUGGCGAGCUGUAUUUUGAGCUUCACCGUGGCACCUACACCACACAGGCCAACAACAAGCUGAACAACCGGAAGAUGGAGAUCUUCAUGAGAGACCUCGAGCUGCUUGCUACCAUUGCAUCGAUAGAGCACAAGGAUUACAAGUAUCCUAAGGCAGAGUUUGAUGAGAUCUGGGAGGGCAUCCUGCUAUGUCAGUUCCACGACUGUCUCCCCGGCAGUUCGAUUGAGAUGUGCUACGAUGAUUCGGAUGAGCUGUACGCCGAUAUUGCCGCCAUCGGCCAACGUAUUCUCAAGGACAUCUACAAGCGCUACGGAAUUUCCGAGGUGCAGCCGUCCUCAGUCACCGAUGCGGCGGCUGUCAACACCAUGCCUUGGCACCGUAAGGAAGUCGUCGACAUCUCCGAUACGCAGAGUGGCGUUGCCUGCGGCUCCGGUAACUUGCUGAGUGUCAAGCCCUUCAAGACUGGUGAGAAAAAGGCCGUCACGGUCAAGGAAGUUGGCAAGGGUGUUUUCGUCAUGGAGAACGAUCAGCUCACCGUCAAGGUUGAGGCGGGCUGCGUCACAUCUCUCAUCGACCGCAAGAGUGGACGUGAGGUCAUUUCCAAGGGCGGAAAGGCUAACCAGUUUGUCUUGUUCGACGACAAGCCCCUGUACUGGCAAGCCUGGGAUGUCGAGGUCUACCACCUUGACACUCGAAAGGAGCUUCCCUCGGGCGAGACCAAGAUCUACGAGGACAAGGAGCACCGUGUCAGCGUCGUCACCGAGACCAAGAUCAGCGAGGAGAGUUCGCUCAGGUCCAUCCUGACCCUGCAUGCUGCUUUUGACGGCCAGCAAUCGUACGUCGAGUGCACUACAACUGUGGAUUGGCACGAGACGAUGAAGUUCCUCAAGGUUGAGUUCCCCGUCGACGUCAUCAACAACGAGGCGAGCUACGAGACACAGUACGGCAUAGUCAAGCGCCCAACGCACUACAACACGACCUGGGACAUGGCCAAGUUCGAGGUCUGCUGUCACAAGUUUGCCGACCUCUCGGAGCAUGGAUUUGGAGUGUCCAUCCUCAACGACAGCAAGUACGGAUUCGCCACUUGCGGUAGCCUGAUGCGACUGUCCCUUCUGCGUGCGCCCAAGGCCCCUGACGCCCAUGCCGACAUGGGAACGCACAAGAUCCGAUGGGCUAUCCUGCCGCACGAGGGCGCUCUGGGUGCCACGACGGUGCGCACGGCAUACAACUUCAACAACCCCAUGAAGAUCGCCACGGCAGGUGCUGACGUCCGCGCCGCCCUGGCCUCGCAGCCGGUGAAGCUGAGCGGUGACUCAUCCCUCAUCCUGGACUGCGUCAAGCGUGGCGAGGACGACGAGGACGUGUCGCAGGACGACAACAUCCCCAAGCGCAAGGGCAAGAACGUGAUCCUCCGCAUCUACGACAGUCUGGGUGGUCACAGCCGCGGCACCGUCUCGACCAUCUGGGACGUGAAGAAGGUGCACAAGACCAACGUGCUCGAGGACGAUCUCGAGGAGGUGGAGGUCGCCAAGGACGGCAGCUUCCAGGUCAAGCUCCGGCCCUUCGAGGUUGCUACCUAUAGACUGGAGCUGUGA
Molecule: messenger RNA, 3249 nt
Organism: Neoarthrinium moseri
Lineage: Eukaryota; Fungi; Ascomycota; Sordariomycetes; Amphisphaeriales; Apiosporaceae
Exons: 2
Coding region: 1-3249 (1082 amino acids)
Biological process (GO): oligosaccharide catabolic process; mannose metabolic process
Cellular component (GO): fungal-type vacuole membrane
Molecular function (GO): carbohydrate binding; alpha-mannosidase activity
Source: RefSeq, a predicted model, not a curated record